AAGUGCGAGACGGCUGCAAAAGGUCAGGAGCCUCGAAGUGAAAAUUAACCGGUGUAAUAAGAAAAUUGUGUUCCGGGUUUUACUUGUAAGACGUGUUGUAAGUGGCUGACUUUUGCUGUUUUUGUUUAUAUUUAACAGACACGGGUUUUAAAUGUGGAGUAAUUUUACCAGCACCUUUUCGGUUUACCAAUCUUGAGUACUCCGACGUUCUAACGUCUUAGCCUAUAAAUUAGACAUCUCUGUGUUUAUAUUGCUUUAUAUAUAUAUAUAUACACACACACACGAGCCUACGUUUCUCUAGAUACAUACUUAUUCUAUCUUGGUCUAAACCACCCACACGAUCUCAGUUCUUUAAAUUAACUCGUCCACUUAGAUGGCGGGAGAAAUUGAAAAAUCAGUUGAGUUUCUUGAAGCUCUGUUCCAGAAAAGUGAAUCUGAUUUGAAUCAUAUCGAGAGAAAACUGGAAUUUGAGUUCCAAGAUGGACUUUCUAAGGAAGAAAACCCAGUUAGAUUAAUGAAGAAAGUGGCUGCAAUUAAGAAAGAAUUUCUUGAAGUUGUAGAAGAAACCAAAAAGUUACAAGAUGCCCAGAAGGAGAUUACCGAUAAUUUCCGUGAACAGUUGUCUGUUUUGAUGCAGCUGAGAGAACAUAUAGACUGCAAGAUCAGUAAUCCAAAAAGAGAGCCAUCUGUUGAAGUUCAGGCUUUGGAACAGCUUCUCGGUUUACCAAUUUGUGCCCAAGUCACUAAAUCUGAACCAGACCCGGUCAACACCAUCGAAGAAUCUCCACCAGAAUGCGAAACUGAACUGAAACCAGCCAAGAAACCUAAGAAAAACCCACCAAAGACUGCCACUACUGAAGUAGAUAUGAAAGAAUUCCUUACAGGUGUUGAAGAAACUAAUCUAUCCCCAGCUUCCAAACGAAAGGACACUGAUGAAUUCAUUCCUUUGACGGUAGAGGAAUUUGAGAAAGUUUCAACUUUAGUUCGAAGAAACAUCAAAUUGGGAGACGUAAAUGCUUGUUACCAUGCGCUUUGGCAGCAUUUCAAAGUGGAGAAAAACACUCAAGCCCUGUCACCGAAGGACAUGUAUAAUAUGGGAAUGCGAGUCAGUGGAGCGUCAGGUGAAGCCAAACUGAAGAUUCUCCGAGCACUCAAGUUGCUGCACCUCUCUGCAAAAGGACACGCCAAACUUCUUUGAUUCCUUAACAGUCAUAGACAGGCUGUAGAUAUAAUCUGGAACAAGGAACCACCUAAACCUUUAACACAAUGGAAACUUGAAAAAGUCUUCUCAUACACACACUGGACCAGAAACUGAGAUUCAACAUGGGACCUUAGCUACAAAACCUUACAAAGCUGGUUCAUCUCCUUUCUUUUCUUAUUUAAAUUUAAUUUCCAUUUUAGGGUUGUACGUUGACAACUUUUUAACACAGUUUCUUCUUAUUAGUCUGUGAAAUUCGCCAGUAUAAUCCGGGUUGGCCCUCGAAGCUUUCACAAAUUCGUCAAAUAUUUGAAGUUGUCUUGUAAGUCAGUAUUUUUAUUUUAUUUAGUUGUUUAGGUAUUUAUUUUUGCAAAUUUCAGUUGUGAAUCUACUAAUAUAUAUAUAUAUAUAUAUAUAUAUAUAUAUAUAUACCAGUUACUCAUAGGCUUUUUCGUUUUGACAUCACACACUCAGAUUUAUCUAAUUCUGCAAGCCCCAUUCCCAAAGAGAUUGUUGCAAACUUUGGUCUUGUAUAUAUACCUAUACCAUUUAUAAAUUAUGACUACGAUUCAUAUUUGUACCCAAAAAAAAAAAGACAUCCGCUUCCAUGCUGGGAUAUUUGGUCAAGUGCUUUUCAAUCGAUUAAAUGUUCUUUUGAACAGAAUCUGAGACUCCACGGCAACAAGAACUCAAUGAAUGGUACGAGCAAUGACGACGAAGAUGUAUUUGAACAGUAAGCUAAAUAUUAGGUUGGUGCAUAAGUAUUGCGGCCAUUUUUUUUCAACAAAAACAAUAACAUGUAACAACAACAUCUUUAAAUGAUUAUUCUGGAGCAUAUUCACCAUCUACUUCAAUUACUGCUUCCCAUUUGCUUGGCAGACGGUCAGACCGUCAUUUAAAGACAUUUUUAUUAAAUAUUAUUUUUUUGUUGAAAAAAAAACUGCAAUAAUUAUGCACCAACCCAAUAUUUAGAGAAAAACAAAACUUGUUUCUUGUAAUAUACAAACUAGAUCUUGUUGAUUAUUUUAUAAAGAUUAAUAAUGUUGAUAGAU
Octopus bimaculoides (California two-spot octopus) is the source of this 2250-nucleotide messenger RNA. Its product is annotated as SKA complex subunit 2. Gene Ontology annotation, cellular component: outer kinetochore; spindle microtubule. Gene Ontology annotation, biological process: chromosome segregation; cell division; mitotic cell cycle. The record is from RefSeq and is a predicted model, not a curated record. NCBI's taxonomy places the organism in Eukaryota, Metazoa, Mollusca, Cephalopoda, Octopoda, Octopodidae. Gene Ontology annotation, molecular function: microtubule binding.